This is a messenger RNA of Heterobilharzia americana, 1809 nucleotides long. The record is from the annotation of a GenBank genome assembly. NCBI's taxonomy places the organism in Eukaryota, Metazoa, Platyhelminthes, Trematoda, Strigeidida, Schistosomatidae.
AUGGGAGCUAUGAUCCUAUCCUUAUCCUUCGUUAUUUGGAUUUCACUAGCGGAUAGCACACGAUAUUCCAGAGGACGUGAUCAACUGCCGUACACUAUCCCCGGUUGCCAGGUGCAAUCCUAUGGAGCUAUAAAUUACUUGGAAAAAGUACUUUUGGAACCUGAGCGUUCUACUCUUGGGAGACUGGUUCUGAGAAGCCUUGGAACUCGAGGUAUUGAUUCUGUGACCAAAUGGUUUCAUCCUGACAGUUCCGGUGAAUUGUGGCAUGCCUGGUGUAGAAAUAAAGUUCACAAUUGGACGGCAGAAGAAACUAUCCUAUGGCUUAUCAAUUAUGCAAAGCUUCCAGAAUAUGAACGCCUAUUUCAUCAAGCAAAAAUUUCCGGAAGUUCUAUUCCUAGACUUCUGGAACCAGGUUUCAUUAACUCUUAUGAUUUGGACUAUAUGGGAUCAUCGUUUUCUAUGUUGAUGGAAAGAGUGGUAGAUAUAAUUCUCUUCGGUCCUCCUGAAAAAGAUCCCAGUGUUUAUCUGUUAUUGGCUAUUCUAGUGUUGCUUAUCGUAUUCUUAACGUGUUUAGUGACCGUUUGUUUAACACGUGACUUUUGUAAACCUGAAAAAAUUACCCUUGAAUAUGAAGGUUUAGCAGAAAGCAAAGAAAUUCUUCACGUUCUUCAGAAAAAUGUUUCUAACCAGAUUGAUGCCUGCAAAUCAAACACAGAUAACUGCAUUGCGUUACACCAUGGGAAUGGUGAUUCGGAUAAGAUUAGUGAAGAUGUAUGUGAUACAAACCAUUAUAAACUGAACUGGAAUGAAUUCAGCGAAACUGUUAUUCACUCAGGAAGAAGUAUAUUGUUUUCUGCCGCCAAGUUUUCUGUAUUUGUUAGUUUGCUUCGUGAGAGUUACAUUUCUGAGGCAAAAUGCUUGUUGAAGGAAAUCAAAAAUAUCGCACAAAAGUUAUCAGCUGUUGAAGAUUUAUAUUUUGAAUCUCGAUCAAAUAACUGUCUGCUGGGCUUUUCACAUCGCAAUGAAGAGUGUGCAAAUGAAGAAAUAUGUCAUAUGAAUGAAGUUAUAGUCGAAGUGUCUAAUUUGAAGUUUGAAGCAGAAAAGCGUAACAAGCGAUGGAGUAGUAUUUUCGCUUCUAUACGACGUGCCUAUAUGGAGUCUGGUCAGUGUAAUGGUGACAACAGGUACGCUACAACUGGCAACUCUGCCCUUGGGACAAUCCACAAACUAAUCAAUAGUGGAGUUGACCGUGAAAAAAUUGAACCGCUGAAAAAUGUUGCUGUUAUUGGUAGCGAUAAAAGUCAUAAACUACUUGACAAGCCAGACGAGCACUUUAGUCUCAUUGGGAUAAAGCGAGAUCCAUCGGACGGAAGUAAAUCACUAAAUGGAACACAAGUUACUAGUGAUAAUGUAGAAAAUCAUAUGCACUUAUCAGACAAUGGCUUUGAUAGUUCUUCUUGCAUCUUACAUAAGGAUGACACACGCGAUCAUAGUUACAGUAAUCUGCAUUCAACAAAGAUACCUACUUUCAUUCACUUAUCACGAUCAUCUGAAAAAUCGUCUGGAAAUUCUCAAGGGAAAUGCCGUGGUUCAUCUAAAUCUGGCAGUGUAUUACCUUCGUCAUCAUUAAUACAAACUCACUCUGAUACUUCGAACCACACUCCAUUGACGGUUCAAAUUACAGAUUCCGAUUCUUCAUACAUUGUCUCAACUGGAAAAUUAAGAAUACCAUUUUCAGACUUUACUAAUACAUCUGUCACUCAGAUAAAACAUUCUGGAUUACGAAAGCCUAAACCAGUCAAGACGUAA